AUGAGCACACAGGGUCCCAGCCCCCUGGCCUUCCUCACAGCUCCUGUCACUCCCGGCAGCAGCACAGAGGCAGCAGACCCCCUCCCCAUGCUCAUCGCCCUUGCCUGCAUCUUCCUCCUGCUGGCCAGCUGUUUGCUGUUCAUGACCCUCUGCAAACCGGCAGCGCUGGACCCAACGCAGCGCCGGGCUCGGGAGUGCAUGCCCCACCACCCUGGGAGCCCCAGCGAGCCCCAGCUCCGGCUCUGGAAGCGCCUGGGCUCUCUGCGCCGCUCCCUGCACAGCUUCCGCAGGGGCAGGCCUGCUCCCCGACGCCCCCUGCCGGGCUGUGAUGACAACCGGGACUGUGACUGCACGGAAUCCACCAAAAUGUGA
Molecule: messenger RNA, 372 nt
Organism: Neogale vison (American mink)
Lineage: Eukaryota; Metazoa; Chordata; Mammalia; Carnivora; Mustelidae
Gene: C2H10orf105
Product: chromosome 2 C10orf105 homolog
Exons: 1
Coding region: 1-372 (123 amino acids)
Source: RefSeq, a predicted model, not a curated record